AUGGCGUCCAAAUCAGCCGUCAUCAAGAAUCGUGCGUCAACUGCCAAAGAUGCUGCUGCCGCUAAGAAGGCUAACCUUAUCGUCGGCUCAGCUGAAAUGGUAGGAUUUUCGACAGCGACCGCACCCCUGAUGAACGGGGAGAUCAAGAAACAGGAUCAUAAGUCUGCAUGUAUGUCUGAGGCUUCUGGAGAGGUGUCGCGGACGACCGCCUGCUCAUUAUUCUCCCAGACUGAACCAACAUCAACGUCCUCCUCGAUCUCUUUCAGCAGUGUCUCGUUAAAUUCUUCGGACAACACUACGAAGGACUCAGCUAAUGUGCCCGCCUCUCUGACUGAGAACCCGACAGUCGAUCAUGGGAGUGACACUUAUACAAGCGAGAUGCACAGGAAGAAAACCAAAAAGAAACAGUGCGACAGUGGUGUAGCGUCAAGCGAGAAACAGACAGGGCUUGAUACUAGAGUAGACCAGGACACGAUCUCCUAUAACCACAAACAACAUUUGCGGGCUUUUAUCGUAGAGGCGACGCUACAACAACAUCCUAAAGAAUCAAAUGGUACUGCGACAAUGGAAUCCAAAAAAGGCGAGCAACAGAACCGAUGCGACAUUCUUACGCUACCUGGCACACCGCCGCAAAAAGAUGCGAUCUCACUUAUACAAUCCUCAAGAUUACUAUCAAAAUUGCCCUACCCAACUCAUAAAUAUAACGUCGAGGCUUCCAAUAGCCCUGUUGCCCCACGACCUGUACAUCGGCGAGAUCGGAAUCCGGUGGCCCGCUUUGAGCUUCAUGCCCUGACGCCUAGGAUAGUUCAAACUUACAAAAAAGAUUUUCUGAGAUUCGCGGAGUCUGGAAACGAGAUCUCGUUCUUGGAUCAGAAUACGAUACAGCCAAGACACCAGCGGAAGCCAUUCGUCGCCAUUAUAGAGCCCGACGACGACUUUUAUAUCGUCAACCGGCUGUGCGAAAAAGAUACGACUUGUCUGGAGCAGGAGACUGCGCCAAAGGACCAUCCCUGGGAGGAAUCAAGCGAGUGGAUGGUUAGGAAUACUAUCCAGUGCCUUCUCGGAGACAAGAACAUAGAAAUGUCGUAUGUGUCAAUCCUGUCGACCAUCAAUGUACUUCAGUCAAAGUAUGACCAAGAUCCAAAUAGAGUAGUGACUUUAUCGAGAACAGACCUGUCUGUGCGAGGCGAGGACGAGGGCAUGGACAGAAUCGAGGCUACAGCUACUGAAGCUGCUGUCGCAGAGAGGAGGGUUGGCAAAAUGUACUCGAAGCUGCUUAGGAUCAUGAUGCGGUGUAACGUAGCAGAGGCGCUAGCCCAGGAAGCUACGCGUCAAAGAAAUAUCAACCCCACGGCCCUGUACCUGCAGCUGUAUAACGCAAUCCAGAACGCGGGAUAUGAACUUCAGGAUACCGACCAUUUGCAAAUAUGUCAAUUCCUUCUCGAGAAGCAAUCUGCAGAAGAAGCUCUCCUAUGCCUCAGCAAAAUCAACCCUGCCCGCUGGAUCGACGCUACCUACCGUACUGCCAUCUCCUGCCAUCUGUUCUCCAAUCCUCGCCAUCUACAUGAGGCAGAAGUCAUUCUCGACCAAUACCUGACUCAUACUAAUACUCCUGCAGUGUCCCUGGCCAAGAAUGAUCAAGAGCGCGAGAAGGCCAACAAGGUCAUGAUUCAGGAAUGGUUCAAACUGCAGUUGGAUGCCUCAAAAUGGGAGGAGAUCAAGACUUUGUAUGAGGGGAGACGCGCUAGGCUUGUCGAGGCGCCAAGUAAUAUUGACCGGCUCACGGCUUCCGAAUUGCGGUCGUAUUGCGCCGAUACCGAGCGGAACUAUCUCGCUGGGCAGCAGCGACCUAGCAGGCGCGCAUCGACCGCGUCUCUGAUCAGUGUUGCCUCCAGCGGCGCAUUCUCUGCUCCAUCGAUUGGGGCCACUACUUCCCAGACUCUACCGCAAUUCCCAGAGUCGACGACCGCGGCACCUAUUACUACCUCUCAGUCAUUCUCCUUUUUCUCUGCUUUCUCAUCCACACGGCGACACUCGACUGCUAGUACUGCCUCCUACACCUUUGACGCGACUGCACCUCCAACAGUCAAGGUCAAACAGGUUCCACCGCCUCGCCUGUCCCUUCAGUCAAACAGCAGCACAUCCAGCUCUCAAGUGAGCCGCUACCUCACAAUCUUGGACAAUGGCAUGUUGGAGGAGUGUAUUAACCACAAACAAUUCGAUUACGGCUGGAGUCAGAUAUACGAGCGCAUGGGUCCUACACUCGAGGAUAAAGACACUGCCAAGAUUGUGAUGAGACUCUGUAAACGCGCCUUCUUGGGUCAUGGCGGUCUGGGACUCAAGUUGCCAGGAUCUCCUAAUAUAUUGGCCAAGGAUUUCUGCUCUGGCGACGACGACGACGACGAUAUUGAGCUGGAUGACGGUUGUAGUAACCAACGGACUGACAUGGGUUUGUUCAGGGACAAAGAUAUGACUAAAUCGAACUCCAAGCAGGAGGAUCCAGAGAUCUGGGAGGCACGCGCCUGGGUCAUCUACAACAAGGCGACCAUGAACCCGUUUUUCUUUAGUUCCAAUAAUGCCAGCAGCCCUAGAUCACCGAGUCAGCUGCAAAAUCCUUCAUCAACGGCCGCAAGUGUUAGUAACAGCGGCGUCUCGGCUAGUAGUGGUGCCAUACCAUUGACAUCCUCGAUCUCUGCCCCUAUUGUCGCGGGCACGACGUCCCUGACCGUGUUCCUGCACAAUAUUCUAAUCGUAGCCAUCAAUUCUCCGGAAAAAUCGUCGCGGUUCUUGAAGGCGUGCAGGAUCUAUAACCAGAUGCGAAAUGACCCCUUGACCCAGUACCAGGCUCAGUUGAGAGACCCAUUUGUGAUGAAAUACAUGAUUAAGGCGAUAUACGACACUGUCAUAGCGAUUGUCCGCGCACAGAAUCAGGAGCAGGAGCACGAAAGAAUUGAACCUUCACAUCUAUCGCAAUCGAUGACCAUUGGACGCCUGAUUGAUCUGACGUUCGAGAUCUACGCAGAUAUGCGAAACGUGGGCCCAAUCCGCCAGUUACCACAUUUGAGCACCUUAGCGCCAUCUACCUCUGCCCCCUUGAAGCCCCACAGGACAGUGAGUGUACCUAACAUUGCCAGCAGUAGUGCAAGCAUCGGUGGCAGUAUGUCCAUGUUCUUCCAACUCUCGAGUCGGCCUCUUAUUGCAUCCUCAGCCACUGUCGACUUGUCUGGAUGCGGUGCCAAUACCCUACCAACCCACUCUGUUUCUGCUAUCUCGCCUUCAACUAACAUCACCUCCCAUGCUGCCAUGAAUUCGCCUUCUUCACGUUCAAAAAUACCCACCACAACUACUAACGCGCCAUGCGUUCUUCAACCCUUGAACCCAACACUCUCCCCAAUCACCCGAGCACGCCGCCUGCCGAACGAGCUCUAUCUCGCGCUCCUACAUCUCUGCAUUCAGGUCCCACUUUCGGGUAUACAACAAUCCGCCCGAGUUGUCAAGACCAUUAUCACGGACAUGAUGUCUACGAAAUCUGGCCAACAGCCCGCGAAUCUCGACAGACAUCUCGCUGCAGCAUUGCAGUAUUAUCAUGACCAGUGGAUGUGUCGUCCACAUGAGCUCAAAGAACGGAGGAAUGGGAAUAGGGAUGAAGAGGACGCGAAGAAGGAAAACCCAAGCGCAUGCGUGUUUCAUGGAUGGAUGUAUUGUCCAGAAGAAUAUAUCCUCAGCCAUAUGACGACCUCGAAGGAUUCCAUUCCAUGCGAAUCUAUCUACGAUCUGUCCGGUCCUGACGCCACCAUCUAUGCCGCAGAUGUAUCAUCUAUUCCACCAGAUAGCAUGGUUUCCUCAGCUCCAUCAUGCACAGCAAGAGGCAGCACAGCUAACCUACAGGAUAUCGAGAGAUCGGAUUACUACAGUAUCUCGAAGCACGAUGCUGAUCUGGAUGAGCUGGAUCAGUACUUGGGCGAACGCGCAGCUGCAGCAAUAAAAUCCAACGACCCCAAUAGCCACAGUGCCGAAGCGAAUGCCCAUUGGAUGGACGGUCUUGACCACGACACAUGCAACGACCGCUUCUACUGGAACCUCUGGAGUCGCGAGCACCCUUUGCUCCAAGAGAUCAAGUUCUCGCGACGCCGCGCCAGGAUGCUCUGGCGACACGUCAGUUAUGUUGAGAAAUUGUAA
Molecule: messenger RNA, 4179 nt
Organism: Gamsiella multidivaricata
Lineage: Eukaryota; Fungi; Mortierellomycota; Mortierellomycetes; Mortierellales; Mortierellaceae
Exons: 3
Coding region: 1-4179 (1392 amino acids)
Source: RefSeq, a predicted model, not a curated record